Scleropages formosus (Asian bonytongue) is the source of this 1215-nucleotide messenger RNA. It is a transcript of the gene tmbim6, whose product is annotated as testis enhanced gene transcript (BAX inhibitor 1). The transcript has 10 exons. The record is from RefSeq and is a predicted model, not a curated record. Gene Ontology annotation, biological process: cellular response to unfolded protein; negative regulation of apoptotic signaling pathway; negative regulation of endoribonuclease activity. Lineage: Eukaryota; Metazoa; Chordata; Actinopteri; Osteoglossiformes; Osteoglossidae. Gene Ontology annotation, cellular component: mitochondrial membrane. Bases 113 to 826 code for a protein of 237 amino acids. Gene Ontology annotation, molecular function: enzyme binding.
ACGAGCAUGACGUCAUCACGCACAGCUCAGUGCCCGGAGGAAGACUACGUGACAGAAGAGAGGAGAAUCACGGCGCAGGAAGUCUCUGGAGAAGAUUAAAAAAGUUUCGAAAAUGAACGUGUUUGACCGAAACAUCAACUUUGAUGCUUUAUUUAAAUUCUCCCAAAUUUCUUAUUCCACCCAGCAGCACCUGAAGAAUGUGUACUCCACUCUGGCGGUAUGCAUGUUUGUGGCUGCUGCUGGCUCUUACGUUCAUGUUGUAACACGACUUUUCCAGGGAGGAAUGCUAUCCAUGAUGGGAUCCCUGGCAAUGAUGCUUUGGUUAUCGAUGACGCCCCAUAACUCUGAGACUGAGAAGAGGAGAUUGGCCAUCCUUGCAGCAUUUGCUUUCUUCACUGGUGUUGGACUGGGGCCGGUUUUGGACUUUGUCAUUACCAUUAAUCCAAGUAUCAUCGUAACAGCCUUACUGGGCACUUCAGUAAUAUUUGUGUGCUUCACUCUGAGUGCCCUGUAUGCUCAGCGCAGAACCUAUCUCUUCCUGGGAGGUGUGCUCAUGUCAGGACUUUCCAUCUUGUUCCUGGUGUCUUUGAUUAACAUCUUCACUGGCUCAGCAGCCCUGUGUAAAGCUCACAUGUACAUUGGACUCGCCAUAAUGUGUGGCUUCGUGCUCUUUGACACUCAGCUUAUCAUUGAGCAGGCAGAGAUGGGAGACAAGGACUAUAUCUGGCACUGUGUGGGCUUGUUUCUUGACUUUGUGACCAUCUUCAGGAAGCUUAUGGUCAUCCUUGCUAUGAACGAAAAGGACAAGAAGAAAGAAAAGAAGUAACUGACAUGGUCAUUUCAUCUACAAUAACAUUAAAAACAGAAGAAAGCUUUGACCAGGAAUAGUACCUUAACAUCUUAUUUAGAUUAUUUUGAUUUUGUAUUUUGAUAUAGCAUCUUAAUUUCAAAUAAGCUGAAUUUAGAUUUUGGCUUCGAAGAAAGUCAUACUUAAAUUGUAUGUUGACUCUUCUGUUUUAUUCUGGAAACCUGGCAUGUGAAUUUGUAUAGUUUAUUUGGAUCAAUGCUAAAUUGUUGCCAGCACAUUUCAUAAGUUUGAUUUUGACCGCAAUUUAUUUAGUUUUCAGUUUUUUGAACAUUUGAAAUUGCAGUUUUUUAAGCACUGAAGAGCUAUUACUGUAUUCUUCCUCUAUCAUAUAAAGUAUAGAAAACCUU